Molecule: messenger RNA, 609 nt
Organism: Drosophila subobscura
Lineage: Eukaryota; Metazoa; Arthropoda; Insecta; Diptera; Drosophilidae
Exons: 2
Coding region: 71-559 (162 amino acids)
Source: RefSeq, a predicted model, not a curated record
CGACUUUCAUUCGCCGCAACCACUGCAGGAGCAACCUUUUUCUGAUCUUCAAGAGCAAUCCCCUCGCAACAUGUGCAAGCUGAGUCUCUGUUUGGUGGUGGCCCUCUUCGGCUGCCUUGUGGCCGCCAGUCCCGCCCGCCAGCUGGAUGGCACCACCUUGCGCGAGAUCACCGUGGUCAAGGAUGUUCGCUCGUUUGCCGCCACGCGGCCGGGGCUCAAGAUACAGCGUCUGACCAAGCAGCCGGCCAUCGCUCGCGGCGGCGUCGAGUCUGUGCGCUACACUCUCGGCUCUCGCACCACCGGCGACGGCUUGGUGGCCCAGGGCGCCGAUGUCUUCUCCUAUCCGAGCUCGCAGGAUGUGAGCGUGCAGCUGACAUACCCAGAGGAGGGCGCUGGAGCGAUUGUCACCUACGUGGAGCUGAUCUGCACACAGGACAACAGCGAGGGCAACGCCUACGUGGUGGCCGGCGGCAUUGGUCAGCGAUUCAUUUCGAUCAUUCUGGAGGCCAGCCAGACCCGAAACUUCUCCUACCAGGCCCAGUACUAUGGCCAGAAGUAGGAUCGACCAUGUCGCAUGACACCAAAUAUAUGUAUCUAUAAAUGUUGAAA